Molecule: messenger RNA, 787 nt
Organism: Cryptomeria japonica (Japanese cedar)
Lineage: Eukaryota; Viridiplantae; Streptophyta; Pinopsida; Cupressales; Cupressaceae
Product: 36.4 kDa proline-rich protein-like
Exons: 1
Coding region: 59-466 (135 amino acids)
Source: RefSeq, a predicted model, not a curated record
GCAAUUUUCCUGGGUUUCAAUUUGCUUCUUUGAUUACGAUCAUUAAGCAAAGAUCAAAAUGAGAAACUCUGCAGCAUUAGCUCUGAUGGUUAUGAUUUGCAUUGCACACAGCAUGGGUCCUGUAAUGGGAUCAAGGUGUCCUCCACCUCCCAAAACAAAAAGUCCUCCUCCUCCACCGCCUCCUGGUUCAUCAAGUGGAGGGAAUUGUCCUUUAAAUGCAGUGAAAUUAGGAGCGUGUGUAGACGUGCUGGGAGGGCUGGUAAAUGCCACCAUUGGAGAUCCCGCUGUGAACAAGUGCUGCCCUGUUCUGCAAGGCGUUCUGGAAAUUGAGGCAGCACUUUGUCUGUGUACAACAAUUCGGGCUAAGGUUCUGAACCUCAACAUCAUCCUUCCUAUUGCUCUUGAGCUUUUUGUUCAAUGUGGCCUCACCCCUCCUCCUGGAUUCAAAUGCCCACCUCUUAGUUAAACAUGGCUACAUAAUGCCAUUGUUUCCAGCACGUAGAUUUGGAUUUGGUAUGGAAUUUCAUUUCAUUCAGUAUUUGUGUAUCUGUAUUCUGUAUUUCAGCUAGUUCCAUCUUUUAAUUGUCAGUGGCUUCGAGUGGGGAGACGAACGAAUAGCUACAUUUAGUUUGUAGGUUUGUGUAGAACAAAAUGUAUUCCUUCAAUAAGGUGGUCACAUGUUUUUCACUUGUAACCCUUAUUUAUUUAGUUAAAGUAUUUAUUAAUAGUUUUUACCAGGUAUACAUUGUGUAAGCCAUGAUGCCAAUUAGCACAAGAAGACAUGAAC